UCUUUGACUGUCACGUUUGCUAGUAUUGAACAUCGACAUAUUCGUCAAAUUUCGCUGAAAAAAGCUAUUUUCUUCAUAAAUGUUACCUAACUUAUGAUAAUUAAAUGCUGUAGUGACAAUGUCUGAUUCAGAAGGAAGUAAUUUUUCGGGAAGUGGUUCAGAUGCAGGCAGUGUAGUGUCGAAUAGGUCACGAAGAAGUGCUGCUUCAAAUCGGUCGGCUAAGUCGGGCUCUCGUUCGCGAUCCCGUUCGCAGUCUGGUAGCCGAAGUCCCUCAAAAUCACCUUCGAGGUCACGUUCAAGAUCGCGAUCACGGUCACGCUCUCGUUCCAGGAGCCGUUCAGCUGGAUCUGAUGGCAGUAAUAACAGAGACGAUGAAGCUAAAGAGGCAUCUGGUGAUGAAGAAGUUGAGGAUGAACAAGAACCUGAAGGAGAUGAUCUAGUAGACUCGGAAGAAUAUGAUGAGGAUGAAGAAGAAGAAAGACGCAGAAAGAAAAGGAAAAAGGAUAGUCGCUAUGGAGGUUUUAUUAUUGACGAAGCUGAGGUUGAUGAUGAAGUUGAUGAAGAUGAUGAGUGGGAAGAAGGAGCGCAAGAAAUGGGCAUUGUUGGUAAUGAAGUUGAUGAAAUUGGACCAACAGCUCGAGAAAUUGAAGGUCGACGCAGAGGAACAAAUUUAUGGGACUCUCAGAAAGAAGAAGAAAUUGAAGAAUAUUUAAGAAACAAAUAUGCUGAUGAGUCGGCUGCCCUUAGACAUUUUGGCGAAGGAGGAGAAGAAAUGUCAGAUGAGAUCACACAGCAGACACUCCUGCCAGGAAUCAAGGAUCCUAACUUAUGGAUGGUUAAAUGCAGAAUAGGCGAAGAGAAAGCAACUGUACUAUUAUUAAUGAGGAAGUUUAUAACUUACCAGAACUCUGAAGAACCUUUCCAGAUAAAAUCCGUAGUGGCACCUGAAGGUGUAAAAGGUUACAUUUAUAUAGAAGCGUACAAACAAACACAUGUAAAAGCUAUAAUAGAAAACGUCGGAAACUUGAGAAUGGGUAUCUGGAAGCAGGAAAUGGUACCGAUUAAGGAAAUGACGGAUGUUUUGCGGGUAGUCAAAGAGCAGUCGGGUUUGAAACCAAAACAGUGGGUUCGGCUAAAAAGAGGUCUCUAUAAGGAUGAUAUUGCUCAAGUAGACUAUGUUGAUUUGGCCCAAAAUCAAGUACAUUUGAAAUUGUUACCUAGAAUAGAUUACACAAGACUGAGAGGAGCUUUAAGAACUGUGCAAAGCGAGAGUGAGGCUGCUAAACGGAAGAAGAAGCGCCGGCCUGCUGCCAAACCUUUCGACCCUGAGGCUAUCCGUGCCAUUGGAGGUGAAGUUACUUCGGAUGGUGACUUCUUGAUAUUUGAAGGUAACAGAUAUUCAAGGAAAGGUUUUCUUUAUAAAAACUUUACAAUGUCUGCUAUAUUAGCAGAAGGUGUUAAGCCUACACUUACAGAAUUAGAAAGGUUUGAGGAACAACCCGAAGGAAUCGAUAUUGAGCUCGCAGCUCCCGCCAAAGACGAUCCAACAAGUUUGCAUUCGUUCUCUAUGGGUGAUAAUGUUGAAGUAUGUACUGGCGAUUUGGCCAACCUACAAGCAAGAAUCAUAGCUAUUGAUGGUUCUAUGAUAACAGUUAUGCCAAAGCACGAUGCUUUAAAAGAUCCACUCGUAUUUAAGCCUAAUGAACUGAGGAAGUAUUUCAAACAAGGAGAUCACGUAAAAGUAUUGACCGGUAGAUACGAAGGUGACACCGGUUUAAUAGUGAGAGUCGAACCGCAUAGAGUUGUCCUCGUGUCCGAUCUAACGAUGCACGAGCUCGAGGUUCUCCCGCGAGAUCUGCAGUUGUGUUCGGACAUGGCCACCGGCGUAGAUUCCCUCGGGCAGUUCCAGUGGGGAGACAUGGUUCUCCUCGACGCUCAAACCGUUGGCGUCAUCGUUCGCCUCGAGAAGGAGAACUUUCACGUCCUCGGCAUGCAGGGAAAAGUCAUCGAGUGCAAACCUCAGGCGCUUCAGAAACGUCGCGAGGUUCGCUUCACGAUAGCGCUCGACUCCGAGCAUAACUCCAUCCAGAAGAAGGACAUCGUCAAAGUGAUAGACGGCCCUCACGCAGGCCGCGAGGGCGAGAUCAAGCAUCUGUACCGGAACUUCGCCUUCCUGCAGUCGCGGAUGUACCUCGACAACGGCGGCAUCUUCGUGUGCAAGACGCGCCACCUGCAGCUGGCGGGCGGCGCCAAGAACAACGCCAACGCCAACGGGCUGGCGCUCGGCUUCAUGUCGCCGCGCAUCCAGUCGCCCAUGCACCCGUCGGCGCGGGGCGGCGGGGGGCGCGGGCGCGGGCGCGGGGGGCGCGGGCCGCUCGCGCGCGACCGCGAGCUCAUCGGGCAGACCAUCAAGAUCACGGGCGGGCCCUACAAGGGCAACGUGGGCAUCGUGCGCGACGCCAUGGGCAACACGGCGCGCGUCGAGAUGCACGCCGUCUGCCAGACCAUCUCCGUGGACCGCGGACACAUCGCCGCGGCCGGCGGGCCCACCGGCGCCCCUCGCGGAGGAGUAUCCAGCUACGGGCGCACGCCGAUGCGGGCGGGCGCGCACACGCCGACGUACCGCGAGGCGGGGCUGAAGACGCCGCUGCAGGGCGCGGCCACGCCGGUGUACGAGGCGGGCAGCCGCACGCCGCACUACGGCUCCAGCACGCCGGCGCACGACGGCGCGCGCACGCCCGCGCACCCCGCGUGGGACGCCGCCGCGCACACGCCGCGCCCCGACCUGGACCUGGCGCUGGCGCUCAACCUGCCCAACUCGCCGCCGCCCGCCUACGACUCCGCCUACUCGCAGGGCCCCUUCACGCCGCAGACGCCGGGCACGAUGUACGGCUCGGACCACACCUACAGCCCGUACCGGCCGAGCCCGAGCCCCGGCGCCUACGCGGCCGGCUACCUCGGCACGCCGAGCCCCGCCGGCUACUCGCCCAGCUCGCCCUACCCGGACGAGGACGCGGACUGGCACACGCCCGACCUCGAGGUGCGCGUGCGCGGCGGCGCGGAGGCGGCGCUGCGCGGGCAGACGGGCGCGCUGCGCGGCGUGUCGGGCGCCACGUGCGCCGUGUUCCUGCCGCACGAGGACCGCGUGCUCAACCUGCCCUCGCACCUGCUGGAGCCCGUCGUGCCGCACAGCGGGGACCGCGUCAAGGUGAUAGCGGGCGAGGACCGCGAGGCGGUGGGUCAGCUCAUCUCCAUCGAGAACCAGGAGGGGGUGGUGAAGUUUGGUACCGACGACAUCAAGAUCAUGCAGCUGCGACACCUCUGCAAGAUGGCCUCCACUUAGGCCCGCACCUAUCGAGAACGCGAGGAUAACGAAGACAUGAUAUUUAAAAUGUAUAAUCGUAAUAUAUUCAUUGUUGAACCUCGUAUUCUGGAGCUUAUGAACCAUUUUCAUUUUCAAAUACACUUUAUCCGCAUAAAAUAAAAUACUCAAGUAUGUUUAAAUUAUGUGGGUUGUAUUGCUGUUUAUAUAUUUUCACCAUAGAAUCCAACACCACCAAUUUUCCACGAUUAUUAAAAGACAAUCAAAAAUCAAUAACAAAAAUAUUAGUUAGUUCAAUCCACGAAGACGCGCCCAACUAUUUCCGAGAGUCCAGCCCGAACAUAAGUCCCAAGUGGACCACGGCUCCGUCGUGGCUCGGUUUACGCGGCUAGUUUAAUUUACGUUGCCGCUGAUCUUGAGUCAUCGGGAAAAGUUACUCUACUUAGGUUUUUAUCUUUAUAUUAUUUUUUAAACGUCCAGAAAAACGGAAAGUAUUAUCUUUAAAAGUUAAUAUGAACAAGCUUUGAAAUUUUAAUUAAUUGAUUCUAUGUAUAAAGACACAAAUAACAAUUGUGCAGAAAAAAUAACCGGUGUUUUUAUGUUCCAUAUUAGGUACAUUCUUUCCUGUUAUAAUACAAUAUUUUCAUAUUUAAUGAUGAAAAGUGCAUGCCAGUAUCCAUCAUCAUAAUAAAUUUAUCCUGUGCAGAGCGCUCUCGUAAGGUUUAAAAUAAAAUACUUAUUUAAAAAUAUAUUUUAUUAGAAAAGAAAAAUACAAAAUAUUGCACAUGCAAUAAAUAAUAGCUUCGAAUUCGGUGAUAUGUAGUAGAGCAUAUUUCAGUUUAUUAUGAAUCUCUUCGUUAUUUCACUUAGUGUGUGUGUAGACUUACGCCGUAUUGGUGCGUAGGUACGUAUGCAUAGCAAUAUAAUUCACACUAGCAGCUUACAUUACUCACUUGCACUGUAGCGAUUGGGAAAAAGAGUGGGGCGUCAUCUUGGAUUGAACCAUAUAUAAAAACCAUUGUUAUCCGCUAGCUACUCAUAAUAUUGUUACUCAAGGUUUGGACUUACAUAACAUGUGUCAUUAGUAUGAUUGACAUUUUUUAACUCAAAUUAUAGUUAUAAUUAAGCCGUAGAUCUCCUGGACUUAAACCGAUAUAUGACUGGGAUAAUACCAGGAGGGAAGUGGCUAGACAUCCUGACGUCAGGACAGGAGGUCUCUUAAUUUUUCUCUCGACUUAUAAAGAUACCAAUAAUUUAAUGUUGCCUAUAUUAAAAAUAAUCAUAAGUAUAUCAAAUAGGUAUUAAAAAUUGUUAUUACCCCAUAGAUACAUAUCGCUUUUGGUCCAAGGGUUCCGACUUAUUCAUUGGUUACAAGGCAAAUAACGAAAUACAAGAAUAAAGUUUACUAUACAUAUAUUUGAACAGACCGGUGAUGCCUUAAUAGUAUGAAGAUUCAUAUAUUGUUUUAUUUGUUUGAUUUACGCUCAUAAUUCGAUUGAAUAUCACUAUUGUUGUUUACUGAAAUAAACAAUAUGCAGCUAG
This is a messenger RNA of Nymphalis io (European peacock), 4864 nucleotides long. It is a transcript of the gene Spt5, whose product is annotated as transcription elongation factor SPT5. Gene Ontology annotation, molecular function: protein binding; mRNA binding. Gene Ontology annotation, cellular component: DSIF complex. Lineage: Eukaryota; Metazoa; Arthropoda; Insecta; Lepidoptera; Nymphalidae. The record is from RefSeq and is a predicted model, not a curated record. Gene Ontology annotation, biological process: transcription elongation-coupled chromatin remodeling; regulation of DNA-templated transcription elongation; transcription elongation by RNA polymerase II. The coding region runs from base 119 to 3343 and encodes 1074 amino acids. The transcript has 7 exons.